UCAGUCGUAUGUUCGGAUUAGUGUGUAUGCUGGUCAAGCCAGUGGCACUAUGUCAAGAGAAAGAUGAGGGUGUCGACCAGGACGGAGUUUGGUAUCUGGGUGAUCAGACUUUCCAUCUGUGUAAUACUGAUCAGUCUAUUACUACUCCCGUCUGUUGUCUGUCCACUUAGACAACACAGCGCAAUUAAUACCGAAGAAAAGAUGGACUACCUAAAGAAAAAGAAGGCCAGGAAUAAAUCUACUUGGUCUAAUGCGUUUAGGAAAUUACGGAUGGUGCUGCCGUAUGUUUGGCCAAAAGGAAAUUAUCCAAAACAGGGUUUGGUGUGUAUUUGUAUGGUACUGCUGGGCUUAGGACGUGUUGUCAACCUGCUUGUUCCAUUAGUCAGUAGGGAUAUAGUUGACAGUCUAGCAGUCAAGGUGUACGAAAAACUGGAAUUUGAGGCUAUUGGAGACAAUGUGUCUUCCACUUCUCUAUCUCAGACCUCCCUGGAGAAAGGACAGGCCACAUACUCCUUCUUAGAUUCUGGGGCUGGAACUUCUGACAGUAAAGAAGAACUUGUGGAAAUAUUGCCUGUCUUCUGCUGGAGUCAAAUCUUACUCUACUGUUUCCUCAUGUUCCUUAAAGGAGGAGGUGCAGGUAGCUCUGGCUUACUGAACAACUUGAGAUCCUUCUGUUGGGUUCCUGUACAGCACUACACCUCAAAAACCAUUCAACUAAGCUUGUUCCAUCACCUUCACAGCUUGUCCCUUAGAUGGCACCUUCACCGCCAAACAGGAGAAGUCCUUAAAAUUGUGGAUCGAGGCACCAACAGUAUCAACAUAUUGCUUAG
Messenger RNA from Ylistrum balloti, 830 nucleotides. Its product is annotated as ATP-binding cassette sub-family B member 6-like. The transcript is spliced from 6 exons. The annotation marks the transcript as partial. NCBI's taxonomy places the organism in Eukaryota, Metazoa, Mollusca, Bivalvia, Pectinida, Pectinidae. Gene Ontology annotation, molecular function: ABC-type transporter activity; ATP binding. Gene Ontology annotation, biological process: transmembrane transport. The record is from RefSeq and is a predicted model, not a curated record. Gene Ontology annotation, cellular component: membrane.